This is a messenger RNA of Colletotrichum abscissum, 276 nucleotides long. RefSeq lists its product as uncharacterized. Bases 1 to 276 code for a protein of 91 amino acids. The transcript has 2 exons. The record is from RefSeq and is a predicted model, not a curated record. NCBI's taxonomy places the organism in Eukaryota, Fungi, Ascomycota, Sordariomycetes, Glomerellales, Glomerellaceae.
AUGGCGAAGAAAACCCCUUGCAAUCGCAGUACCGGAAAGAAGACUUCUUUUACGUUCCCGCUGCUUCACCCAAAAGUCGCCAAUGACGUUAUCGACCAUAUUACCACCGUCGUCUGGUGGGAAAGUUCACUUGCGACAACGGCGCCUGUUCCAACAAAACUUGGACAAGCGGAAACGUGGCUUUGCAGAUUCAAGGAUAUCCAGGAGGCGGCUAUAAUGCAGUCGUUUACAAUCAGCGAUGCAGAGUGUGCAAUCGACUGGGGAUUUUCUCCCUGA